AUGCCUCGUCAUAAUCUUGAGCGUGUACUAGUCGACCACCCCUACAAUGACCGUCGCAUUUUCGUUUUAUCAGCUGUGCACGACGCAAUCUACUAUCUUCGCCACGAACCACAUCUUCGUGACGAUGUCAUUGACACGCUAGAGGAAAUUGCCCACGAAAUGGGCGUCAGUAUUUCAAGUGCGGUUGUGGAGCAUGAUCCUCAGUUUGAGCGAUUGUGUCGUAACCUUGAGCUUAUGCUUCCUGUCUUGAUCAGGAUUCUUAGCAAGCACAACGACGAGGAGACAGACAGAGACGUUGCUGAUGAUCUCAUCAGCUGCAUCCCUAGUGUUUUGCAACAGCCUAAAAAGUGGAACCCAGAUGUCGAAGAGAUUUCUGACGAGGAGGCAUUUGAGGAGCAGCAGCGGAAUAGAUGUCCUCUCCAUCACAGAUAG
Molecule: messenger RNA, 432 nt
Organism: Penicillium griseofulvum
Lineage: Eukaryota; Fungi; Ascomycota; Eurotiomycetes; Eurotiales; Aspergillaceae
Exons: 1
Coding region: 1-432 (143 amino acids)
Source: RefSeq, a predicted model, not a curated record